CUGCACACGCUCACUUUUGCUGGAAGUGUAUAUAAACAGACUGAAGUUCGAGACAUCAUUUCAGCUGUGGACGAUGCACAGAAUGGACGCGAUGUUAAAACUGGGGAUAUUACUAGUAUGCAGCAUUAUUUUUGCUUGUUGUCAAGAGAUAGACCUGAAGAGUACGGAACAAGAAAAGCCACAAAUCUACUUUUUACACGUGAAGUCGGAGAUUAAAUAUCGUUUCUCAAAGACAGUGAUCACCAGCAAAGUCGUCAACCCCAGCAAGCGUGCUUCUGAAGCUCUCUUUGACGUCACACUUCCAAACGAGGCUUUCAUGACAGCCUUCAAAUUGAUCACAAAAGGAACCGAAUAUACGGGUAAAGUCAAGGAGAAGGAAGAAGCAAAGAAGGAAUACGAUAGGGCGAAGUCACGUGGUCAGAGUGCCGGGCAUAUAGUUGCAAAACCGAGAGAUUCCAAUAAAUUUCAAAUUCAAAUAAACGUUGCAGCCGGCGAAAAAGUGACAUUCGAAUUAACGUACAGGGAACUGUUACGCAGGAGAGUGGGGAAUUACGAACAGUUGAUUUAUAUCAAUCCAGGCCAAGUUGUGGAGGAUUUUAGAAUCGAUGUCUCCAUCGAGGAAUACCGCAACAUAACAACUGUCAAUGUACCACCGUUACGAAACGACUUACUAACAGGCAAACAAGAGGGAAAAAACAGCGAUGCCGAAAUAGUACAUGUAUCACCAACUGAAGUGAAGAUUUCCUAUUUUCUAACGAGGUCUCAACAGGAGGCUCUGUCUGAACAAGGCAUUUCCGGCCAAUUUGUUGUGCAGUAUGACAUUCAGCGGGAGAAGGACUCCGGGGAAGUUCUGGUAAUGGACGGCUUCUUCGUUCACUAUCUGUCUCCUGCUGAUUUGAAUCCCAUGGCGAUGGACAUAGUUUUCAUUCUAGAUCGGAGCGGAUCCAUGACCGGAAAUAAGAUGAAGCAACUCCAGGAAUCUAUGUUGAAAAUCUUGGACGAGAUCAAUUCAAAUGACCGCUUGAUGUUAAUAGCUUUUGACGAUAGGCUGAAGUUUUGGCGUAGAGAACUGGUCCAAGCUACGAGUGCUAAUAUUGAAAAUGCUAAAACGUUUAUCAGGAACACAGGUGCCGAUGGAAGUACGGACAUUAAUCUAGCGAUGACAGAGGGGCUACAGCUACUGACCAAAGAAACCCGGGAUUCUCGAGCACCCGUUUUGGUUUUCCUUACAGACGGCCAACCAACGUCAGGGGUUACAAACACUUUCAAAAUUCUUCAAAAUGUCAAAAAGUUCAACGAAGUUAAUAUUCCAAUUUUCAGUUUAGCGUUUGGGCGAGGCGCUGAUUUUAGAUUUACCAAGAAAGUUGCGGCCCAAAAUAACGGUCUUGGCAAGAAAAUUUACGAAGAUUCUGAUGCCGCUCUGCAAAUAUCUGGAUUUUACCAAGAAAUAUCAACAGUUCUAAUGCGAAAUGUCUCUUUUAAAUACGUUGAUGGUUCUUUAAAUGACUCCACAGUGACAAAGACAAAUUUUAACACGUUUUUUCGCGGAUCAGAACUCAUUGUUGCAGGACAGGUAAAUGAUGUAAGUAAACUGCAAGACGGAGUAGAUGUAUCAGCCAUAGGAUUUGAUAGGGAUGGAGUGGCACUCAGGAGACCUGUUAUUUGCAUCAUUCCACCCACACCGCCAAUUCUGCCAGCUCCAACCGCGGAACCCCAACCCAAAGAACGCAGCAUAAUGGAGAAUGUUUGGGCGUACCUUACUAUUAAGCAGUUAUUACGUAAAAAAGAUUCACUAGAUGAUAAAAAUGAAAUAAAAGACAUCGACAAGAAAAUUUUGGCCAUGUCUCUGAAGUAUCAAUUUGUCACUCCGCUGACAUCAAUGGUUGUGACAAUUCCUGACGAUUUGAAGCCUAGUCUGAGGAGCGUCGAUAGUGAUCAAGAUUUAGCAGUAGAAAGGAAUGCUUUGAUGUACAAUCCUAAUAGGCAGAUUUCCACUUCAAUGUAUAGCCGGAUUGCGGGUCUGCCAGGGCGAUCGUCAUACGUAGGGGGAGGUUUAGGUACGUCUUUACCAUCAUACGAUCCCCAACCUUUUCUGCCUUUGCCAUCAAAGCGAAACAGGAAACGGAUAGCAUAUGCGAGAUUGCCCAGAGUGAAGAAAGGGAAGAGGAAAGGGAAACAAGGAAAGCAAAGACGCAAGACGUCAUCGAAUUCCUUUACACCAAAAAGUCAGUUUCCGUCAUUCCUUGUCAAUAUAUCCUCCGUGGAGAUGUGCUUUGACCUGCCUAUGGAAAAGUCCAAAAUGUACAAUAUUAUCAAAAUAACACAGCAGAAGGAUGGAUGCACCAUGUCGGCGAAUAUUGAUUCCAAACAGAAAUCAAUUACAACUAUCAAAAUAGAAAAGUUUGCAGGAAAGACGACCCAAGAAACGUUUGUUGCGGAAACAUCCAAGGCAAUUCCGAGUUUCCAGUGCAACGCAGAUGGAAUUAGCUUAGGUCUGAGCGAUACUCGGAGAGGUCUCCAAGUGAAGGCAGAGUUUUACGGCCGACAGCGGAAACAGUAUACCGGAAUUUUAAGUACGUGCUGUUUUUAUUCACUGUUUAAAUUCAACUUUACAUCAAUUCAAUUUGUCACUAUAGAUAUCAACUUUAUGUUGCGGUGUGUUUGGCUGCUUCUACAUCUCAGUACAUUUGUAAAGUAUCAAUUAAAACGCUACCACUGUCCUCCCCCUGAACUCUGGACCUCUCUACAUUUGCUUUCGGUGAAAAAUAUUUCCUAUCCGAAGAAUGAAAUUACGUGAGCAACUGUCUCACAAGCUCAUUAGUUUAUGACUGAAGGGGGUGUUCGAUUAGGCUUUUGUAUAAUGACACUGUUGAAUAUUUGAACGAGUUAGAUGCUAUUUUGUGUUUCCACACCGUUGAAUAUAUGAAUGGGUCAGCGUAUCUUUUAGGUUCAGUGGGGAUUUUUUGUAUUAGAUGAAUAACUCGAUAGUGUUGCAUACUUUGAUAACAUUCCCUCCGAGGGUCGAAGGCCCAUGGGAAGAGUGUUUCGUUAAGCUAUUAAACAUAAUCUUGUAAUUCAUCUAUGUAUGAUAUACAACAUUGUUGCAAGUUAAAGCUCACUGGUGUGUGUCUCAAUAAUAUCACAUUUUGAGGAAUAUUUAAGUAGUAUACCUCGCGAUAGUACUAAAACGAUAUUGAAUUUCCAUGAAAAAAUAAAUAAAUAAAUUUUGAUGCACAUGUGUUGCGAUGAUAGAAAAAAAAGAUAUCUUGAUAUCUAGCAGUACAUUUACACGACAUUUCAAGUAUGCGGUGGAUAAGUAAUCUUUUGGGGAAGAAUACAUUACGCUUAAUUUCAUUACAAAGCUUAAGUUAUCCCAUCACAGAUCGUCUUACUUUUAAACAAAACCUCGAGCAGGAUUUUG
This is a messenger RNA of Ostrea edulis (European flat oyster), 3421 nucleotides long. RefSeq names its product inter-alpha-trypsin inhibitor heavy chain H3-like. The transcript has 11 exons. The record is from RefSeq and is a predicted model, not a curated record. NCBI's taxonomy places the organism in Eukaryota, Metazoa, Mollusca, Bivalvia, Ostreida, Ostreidae. Bases 74 to 2797 code for a protein of 907 amino acids.